CGCCAUGGCCGAGUUCCCAGCCAAAGUCCGCACCCAGACCAGCACCCCGGCGGGGGCGCACGGCCCGGCCCGCAGCGCGCUCCCCAACCUCGCCCUGGAUCGCGGCUUCCUCCGCUCCUUCCUCGGGCUGCUCAUGAUGGUGGAGCUGGUGCUUGGCUUGCUGGUGUGGGCUCUCAUUGCCAGUACAUAUUACCAACCCAUUCCCGCAUAUGGCUGGGUGAUGUUUGUAGCCGUCUUUUUCUGGCUGGUAACAGUCAUUCUGUUUGUGAUGUAUCUACUGCAGCUUCAGAUGAAGCUCUACAUGAUCCCCUGGUCUGUUGUGUUAGUGAUAUUCAACGCGGCUGCGACUGUCCUGUACGUGACUGCGUUUAUUACGUGCUCCGCUGCCGUUCAGUCUCGAAUCCGGCUGCCUGGAGACUACAAUAAAAGAGCAGCUGCAUCAUUCUUUGCCUGCGUUGUGAUGAUAGCCUACGGGGCGAGCACUUUCUUCAGCUUCCAGGCAUGGAAAGGAUUUGGCAGCAAUGCAGCAACCAGUCAAGUGACUGACUAACCACCCCUAAGGCCUGGGUCUCCUGAAGACAGUUUACAGUUGAUGGGGUAGGGGUGGGAGGGCUCACUGGAUUUGCAUUGAGCGAGGAAGCCUCUCAUCACUAGGCCUCUCAUUCAGAUUGACCUAGGUCAGUAGUGGCUGAAAGCCAUGACCAGCCAAUAGCUGCUUGGUGGCCUACGUGAGGACUGACACGUGGUCUUUUAAUGCAGCUUACAGUGGAUAAGUGUCCAUGGCCCAAAACCCACCACAAUUGGCAUCCCUGGUGUGGUGAAAGACUGACUUGGGAG
Mauremys reevesii (Reeves's turtle) is the source of this 837-nucleotide messenger RNA. It is a transcript of the gene PLLP, whose product is annotated as plasmolipin. Gene Ontology annotation, cellular component: membrane. Gene Ontology annotation, biological process: myelination. Bases 5 to 550 code for a protein of 181 amino acids. Lineage: Eukaryota; Metazoa; Chordata; Testudines; Geoemydidae. The record is from RefSeq and is a predicted model, not a curated record. Gene Ontology annotation, molecular function: structural constituent of myelin sheath. The transcript is spliced from 4 exons.